CAAGGAGCAAAGGGGAGUGUGGCUGUAUGUCGUCUGCGUCUGGUGCGGUUCGUCGUGUGGACAAGAGUACGGUCCGCCAGAUAUGCAGCCACCAGGUAGUCAUCGACCUUAAAGGAUGCGUCAAGGAACUCGUCGAAAACAGCCUCGAUGCUGGCAGCACAGAUAUCGGUAACCACAUGGUAGCGGACGGACGUCAAUGAAUGAAUGAAUGGGUGUUUGGUGUGGUUGUGUUUGUCACGUUGGUUCAUUCAUUCACUCAUGCGUAUGCAUCGUCUGUCUGUCAGAGGUUCGUUUGGUGGACAGCGGUUUGGAUACGAUAGAGGUCAAGGACAACGGCUGCGGCAUCGCACCCAACAACUAUGAAUCCAUCGGUGCGGUGAACCAACCAAAGGCGGCCAUGCUCACAGAAUCCACCGUGUGUGUGUGUGUGGAUGUGUGUGUGUGCAGUGGCUCCGCACAGCACGUCAAAGAUCCGCGCGUUCGAAGACAUCCACUCCAAACUGUCCACUCUCGGGUUCAGGGUGAGUGCGUCACUCAGCCAGCCAUGGGUGCGGUGCCCUGCGGUGCCUCCUUCCAUCCAUCUCCCUCUCCCUCUCCCCGUGUGUAUGCGAUGCGUGUUGUGUUGUAUGUGUUAGGGUGAGGCGUUGAGUGCUUUGUGCACCAUGUCUGACCUGAGGGUGUGCACCAGGCGGGCUGAGGACAACACGGGAGUCAUGCUGCAAUACGACAAAGACUGCAACCUCAUCAACCAGACCAUACAAGCUAGAGAGGUGAGUAGGGAGGUAGGUAUGUAUGUCAGUCGACAUACCGAGGGCAGGCAGCUGACACGGCAGGCCGGCCGGGACACCCGUGCCGUGGGUGCGUCCAUCCGACUGUGUGUGUCAGGUUGGUACGACAGUGUGUGUGAGUCAGCUGUUCCACGGCCUGCCGGUGCGCCAUCGUGAGUUCCAGAAGACCAUCAAGCAGCAGCUGGCCGCCAUGCUCUCACUGCUGCAAGCAUACGCCAUCCGACAGGGCAAUUGCAGAUUCACAUGCACAAAUGAAACCCCAAGGUAGGUAGGUAUCCAUGGCAUGGCCGGGCCGCACACCACCUACUCUACUCACGCACUACCGACAACCGAGCAGACAACGCACGCACCCCGUUGUUGGUUGCCACAGGGAGCGUCGCAAGACGAGCACUUUGCUGGCCACGUCGGGCAGGUCUUCAUCGCUUCGCAGUGGUGCCAGCACCGUCCUGGGCUACAAAGUCACCAACGACCUUGUCGACUUCGAAAUUGCACACGCGGGGGGUGGGGCAGCCGACAGCAGCCAGGCGGGGGGCUCAUCACACACUAACAACAGAACGGCACACCCGCCGUGGAAGUAAGGGCCACACACAGACACACACACACGCAGGCAGGCAGACAGGCAGACAGACAAGCGCGGGCGAGAGAGAGUUGCCUGUGGAUCCGUGUGUGCAUGGCUGCGUGUGGUGUCUGUCCAGGUGUGUGGGGUUGGUAUCUGCAGCCCAGAAGGGUCGUCGGACACAUGACAUACAGUUCUUCUUUGUCAACGGGCGACCCGUAGACACCCCCAAACGAAUCGCCAGGUGGGUUGGUGGGCAUAAUGGCACGCACCGCACUGCAGCCGCCACACACACCCUCCGUCCAUCCGUGUACGUGUGUGUCCUGUCCUGUAUGGUGUGUAUUGUAUGUGUGUACCUAUCUCUCUCUCUCCAAGGUGUCUGAAUGACGUGUACCGCCAGUCGACGUGCAAGUCCUGGCCCGCCUACGUGCUCGACUUCCAAAUCGACAACGGUACACAUCAAGACAAGCUUGAUGCUCUCACUAGAUGAGAUGCGAUGCUGUGUUGACUGCCCGCUCUGUCUAUCUGUGUGGUGUGCAGAUGCUGUGGAUGUCAAUGUGACGCCAGACAAGAGGACCAUCCUGCUGCAGAACGAACAAGCAAUCGCCGAUGCGCUGGGGGUUCGUGCGGGGGACGCACUCGUUCGCGGGACAGACAGACAUACAGACAUCUUUUCCAUCAACUACUACUUGUUUGUUCUGUGUACAGGCCGGGUAUGAGCGCAUCUUGCAGCCGUCUGCAUCGUCAUAUGAGGCCAGCAGUCUGGCCGGCGGCGCGGCACCACCCUCCAUCCGCGAUUACUUCAAGAGCCAACAGCCGCGGCAGGAACGGCCGCUGCCCCCACAGAAACAGGAGCCGAUGGUGCUGGACGACGGGGACCACAAUAUGGGGGAGCAACAGGGGCCGGGGGAGCCACCACCAGCAGCGCCGGACGCGGGUGUGGCUGGUGAGGCGGCUCAUGACAUGGGGGCUGAGGCGGGUCAGCACCAAGAGGACGAUAGUGCCACAGAGGAGGAGAAGAGCGACCAGGAUGUCGGCCCGUCGCCACCACGGGUGUCUGACCGUUCGGCUAAGGCCCCUCCCCCCCGUGCUGCGCGACGGCCACCCAGCGACAUGAUGCAGUCAGCGGGGUGGCAGAAGCGGGUCAAGGUGGAGGAGGGGGAGGAAGAGGGCCACGGGGAGGAGCGCAGCGAGGCAGACCCACGGUCAGAGAAUCGACACGGCAGGAGAGGUCCCCCAUCUGCUCCGCAACAAUCGGCAUCGGCGAUGGGCGACCGCCCUGUGGGUGGAUCAGCGGCUGAUGCAUCCUUACCAAUGUCACAAGUGUCUGAGGAUCGGGAUGACCAGCGCCAUGUGCGUGUGUCCUCUCCCUCGCUGGCCGUGAGGCGGCGAGUGCAUCAGCGAGGCAAUGCCAUGCUGACAGAGUUCACCCUGCAGGCACCGUCGGACGGCGUGUCAGCUGCCAGGAGCUUCCGCGUCUCUGAGUGGGCCCCCAGCAGCUCUGGUGGCGGCUCACGAGAGCAGUCGGGAGCGCCGUUGGUGUCGGUCAAGGAGGAGGGAUGUUGUGGGGAUGACGGCGACGAGCUGCGGGCCAGCAGUGUCAAGACAGUGGUUGGAAAUUCCGGCCAGCAGGUCAAGGUCACCACAUUCGAACCCUCCCCGACUGUGCCAUGUCACCCCAAACCACAUCCCUCAGUGGCAGCAGCAGCUGCUGUUGCGGGUGUUGGUGUUGGUGGUUACAUUGAGGAUGCUGAUAUCGACAUGGGUGAGGGGCCCGCCGCUGCCACGAGUAGUGCUAGUGGAGCCAUGGGGAGGAAGAGGCGGAAGGCAGGGAGCCAAGAGGUGCCUGUGGCCGGUCUGGAGCAGCAGAGGGGCGGUAAGGGUGGCCGUGGGGUCUGGGCCCCGGAUGGUGACAUAGAGAUAGUGGAGGGCGAUGCCGAUCUGGACAUGGCCAUUGCCGAGGGGGCGGGCGGUGCAGGUGAUGAAGGUGCGGGUGAGGGCCAAGGUUCCGACGGCGGCGGGCGACGCGACGCAAUGGAGGUGGAGGCAAGACCGCCCACCAAUGGCGACAGCCAGAACUGCCUGGGCGUCGACUUGAGCCAGCUGAGAGACAGAUGGCGUCGACGGUGCGGCGGGGACACACAUGUCGAUGGUGCCACUGCGUGUCCUGGCGGCAUCCAGCCGCAAGACGACGGCGGUUCAGCUGAUGCGUCAUCGAUGUCGUUCCCUGCUGCCUUCUCGCUGAGCUCUAGAUGCGAGCCGCAGAGCAUCGCCGCUGUGGAGUCGUCGACCAUCAAGUUCGACAAGGACUGGUUCACCAAGAUGCGGGUGUGCGGCCAGUUCAACAUGGGCUUCAUCAUCGCAUCGCUGCCCGACGCCCACACACAUGCGCAUGCCCACCCCACCCACCAGCCGCCCAACAGCAGCCACAGCGGGGGGGAGGGGGAGGGGGGUGACACCACUCAGUCGCUCUUCAUCAUCGACCAACACGCCAGCGACGAGAAGGCCAGGUGAGUGGGUGACGAGCCACACACAGAGAUGAAUGAAUGAAUGAAUGAAUACUGUAGAUACCACGUGUUGUGUUGUGCGUUCGUCGGUCGGUUUGUGUCGUGUUGUUAUGCUGUCUGUCAUGUGCAGGUUUGAGCACCUGAAUCAGCAUUCCUCCAUCCAGUCGCAGCCUUUGAUCCACCCACUGCAGCUUCAUCUCACCCCCGCACAGGAACAGGUGGGUGGGUGGGGGGGACGGACGCGAAUCGAAUGCAUUCAUGCCAGCCAUGCACCCACCAUUUAGCCGCCCCACCCACCCAGCCACCCACCCACCCCUCAUUCAUUCGUUAAUUGGACCAGACCCACCCUCAUCCACUUUGUCCAUCGAUGUGAUGUGUUUCCUGUCAUGCACUGCACUGCAGGUGGUGGAGGACCACCUGGAGGUGUUCCGGAUGAACGGGUUUGGCGUGUCCUUUGACCCUGAUCAAGUGGCUGGUCGCCGUGUGCUGGUGCGGUCCAUCCCACACACACACAACAAGGCCCUGGGCGAGGAGGACUUCAUCGCACUCGUGCACCAGCUAUACGAACACCCGUGGAAGCCCCCCAAACACAACGACACAACCGCACCCACUGGCGGGGCGGGGAGCCGAGACACAUGGGGCACUCUGCUGGCCGGUGUGCCACGGCCCAAACGAGUCUGGGACGUGCUGGCAUCAAAGUACGUACGUGGGCAAACUGACCCCCAGCAAGCCAGCCACACUACGGUGGAGAAGCAGGGAGUGAUGGUCUGUCUGUCUGUCUGUCUGUCUUGUGUGUUGUCUUGAUGUCCUUUCUGUGUGUCAGGGCGUGUCGUUCUGCGGUGAUGAUAGGGAAGGGUCUGAAUGUCUAUGAGAUGUCCCAGCUGGUGAGCCGCAUGUCCACCCUCCAGCAGCCAUGGAACUGUCCCCAUGGCCGGCCCACCAUGCGGCACCUCAUCCACACCACUGGAGCCACCACAGCACAAGACCACCACCACAUCGCCCCGGCCGACGACCAGGGACACGCAGACCAGCGAUUCAUCGGACGUGUGUUCGUGUAGCCGCCCAGCCAGACGAUAGAUACCUAGCGGCCGGUCAGUCAACUGAUAUCAGUUGGUUGAUUCAUUGAUUGACCUUGUCGUCGACGCAUCCAUUGAGUGAGUUCUGACGAUACACACUUGUACAUUCAGAUGGAUGUAUGCUUGGACAAGCUUAAGCUGGUGGGUGGAGUGUGUGAGACAUUCAUUCAUUCAUUCAUGCGUACAUACACACAAACAAGCCGUGAGGC
Molecule: messenger RNA, 5136 nt
Organism: Vitrella brassicaformis
Lineage: Eukaryota; Vitrellaceae
Source: the annotation of a GenBank genome assembly